UGAAAAACCCUUUUUUUCAUUCUAUAACCAACUUCUUCUUCGUCCCUUCACCUUCUCUUCUUUUCUUUCCAGCUCUUGAAUCUCAAUUAUUCAUGCCCUACAAUUUUUGAGCCUUUUUUAGUACAAAUUAACGUUUCUUCUCAACUUUCUUCAACCGUUCCCUUUUCCCAUCGUAUCACAAUGUUUGACGCGUUGUUGAAAAGCAAGUUUUUUUCGAAAUGCAAGUCGGAUAUUAAGCUGACACGGGCACGAAUCGAGAUUAUAACGAAAAAGAGAAAUGCAACACAGAAAUAUCUGAGGAAUGAUGUUGCUGAUCUGCUUCGAAAUGGAUUGGAUACUAUCGCCUUUAACAGGGCUGAAGGGCUUCUUGCUGAUAUGAACAAGUCUCAGUGUUACAAGUUAAUCGAUGAGUAUUGUGAACAUCUCUCGAAUCAUCUUCCUGCCAUGAACAAACAGAGUGAAUGCCCCGAAGAGUGCAGAGAAGCUGCAGCAUCGUUGGUGUUUGCAGCAGCGAGAUUUGCUGAUCUGCCAGAGCUGCGUGAGCUGAGGACGAUGUUUUCUGAGAGAUACGGGAAGUCCUUGGACUAUUACGUCAACAAACAGUUCACCGAGAUGUUGAAGGUGGAUCCUCCCUCAAAUGAUAUGAAGCUUCAGUUAUUGCAAGAAAUAGCUGCAGAAUCUGGCUUAAAUGCAUAUGAUAAGAGUGUGGAUAAAGUUAGGAAAGCAGCAGCGCCCAAGGAGGAUGAUGAAGACGAGAGUGUGGUUGACAAUGCACUUACAGGUAAUAAGCCGGUGGGGAAAUCAGCAAGGACAAGACUCACAAAACCUCCACCAGCGCAGGAGGUUGCUGUAGGUGAUGAGAAUGAGAAGGUGGUGAACAUAGAAAACGUGGCACAAGGUCGAAGGACCUUGAGAUUCUUUAAUGGUGGCGGUGGCCAUAGAGACGAAGAAGAGAAGACGAUGGACAGGCUUCUAAGGCACUACAGUAUGAAAAAGGGAUCAAAGAGAACUGAAAAAUCAGAACAAGAGGCAAAGCUAAGGAGUCAAGAUGGUCCAACCAGAGCAUCGUCUCUUCCUGUCGAGCCAAUUGGUCCCACGGAGACUGAUCCUACGAAGCUUCCUCAGGCUGCAUCAUGCCAUCCGGACCUAAUGAAUGCCAACGUUCAUGUGCACCCCAAGCUGCCCGACUACGAUGAAUUUGUGGCUCGGCUUGCUGCUUUUAGAGAAAAAUGAGCCUGCAUAAUAUAGUGUGUGAAGCAUUCACAUCAUUCUUUCUUGUUUGAGGAUUAAGGUUUUGGUGAUAUUUCUCAUUCACCUUGUUCAUCUUUCAUAUUCAUAUUCAUAUUCUUUAUGAAUUUUUGGAACUAUUAUAACAUUUUUAACAUGUUG
Salvia splendens (bonfire salvia) is the source of this 1389-nucleotide messenger RNA. RefSeq lists its product as uncharacterized. Gene Ontology annotation, biological process: protein transport. The transcript has 6 exons. The coding region runs from base 181 to 1233 and encodes 350 amino acids. Lineage: Eukaryota; Viridiplantae; Streptophyta; Magnoliopsida; Lamiales; Lamiaceae. The record is from RefSeq and is a predicted model, not a curated record.